Molecule: messenger RNA, 896 nt
Organism: Boeremia exigua
Lineage: Eukaryota; Fungi; Ascomycota; Dothideomycetes; Pleosporales; Didymellaceae
Product: putative decarboxylase DEC1
Exons: 2
Coding region: 231-896 (221 amino acids)
Molecular function (GO): lyase activity
Source: RefSeq, a predicted model, not a curated record
CUACAUCCUUGUUGUGCGGCACGCCCGGAAGUGAACAUCAGUGGAGCCGGAAGCACGUAGGUAUGUGCUUCCGGCUGGACUAGGUAGCCUACAAAGCAUGCACUUGUGUCAUAGCGCAGCAGUAUAGAAGGCAAAGAAACCAACGGAUUCCUCGUUACAUCUAUCUUAGCCCUAUUCCACACAUUCUAGUCCUUUCACAACAUCUCGUGUUGGAGCUCGAUCAAAGAAGCAUGCCUUUCGGCCAGCUCGCCGUCACCAACGCCCCUAUCCCGCAGGACAACCCUCCCAUCCGCGGCCUGGUGCCGGACGUGCUCGAGGUCGACGACGAACCCCUCGUAACAGCUACCUUACUCCGCUACGGCACCGGCCCCAGCGGCCCCUUCAACGAGCUGAUCCACACAGUCGAAGCCCGCUACCGCGGCACCACCUACGCCUCCUGCCUGUCGCUGCUUCUGGACCUCGAGGCGGGCGUGCUGGCCGGCAGAGAGCCCUUCGGCUUCCCAAAGCGCCUGGGCGCCGUCUCGCUCACGCCCAGCGCGCCACACGCAGCGACGGGCCGCGUGGAGCGCCCCGCGGGCCACCCGCUCGCCGAGUUCCGCUUCCAAGGCACGGCGCAGCAGAGCCCGCCACGAGCGCUCGACAAGCCGUUUCUGAACCUCCGGGUUAUCCCGUCGCCGGUUGCGGGCGCGCCGGCGUCGGUCAAGGAGCUGGUGCCGUGUGCUUUUGAGAUCCGGCCGGCGGAGGUCUGGGACGGGGUUGGGGAGCUGGUGUUUCCGGAUGGGUGUCCGCAGGCGGAAUCGCUGAAUAGGGUGGAGGUGCUAAGGUACGAGGGCUCGACGUUGGCGUAUGGGGCGCGUUGUGUGCUGCGUGCCGCGGAGGAGGUGUUUCAGUUGUAA